Molecule: messenger RNA, 4590 nt
Organism: Rattus norvegicus (Norway rat)
Lineage: Eukaryota; Metazoa; Chordata; Mammalia; Rodentia; Muridae
Gene: Gabbr1
Product: gamma-aminobutyric acid type B receptor subunit 1
Biological process (GO): gamma-aminobutyric acid signaling pathway; neuron-glial cell signaling; adenylate cyclase-inhibiting G protein-coupled receptor signaling pathway
Cellular component (GO): dendrite; perikaryon; GABA-ergic synapse
Molecular function (GO): G protein-coupled GABA receptor activity; G protein-coupled receptor activity; G protein-coupled neurotransmitter receptor activity
Source: RefSeq, a predicted model, not a curated record
CUCCCUUCCCCCCGCCCCGUCUUCCCCUGCACCCUCCUUCCUCCCUCCGCCCGAGAGCUUCCCCGGUCCCCGGCGCCGCCUCCUUCCCUCCCGGCACCGUGCUCUCGCGGCCGCCGUCGCCCCGGGGAAGGAGAGACGGGGGUGGGGUUUGCGGGUAGCGAUCGAGAAGGGGAGAGACCCCGGCCAGGCAGGAGCCUGGAUUCCUGUGGAAGAAGAACAGGGGGAGGGGAAGCUGGAGGACCGGGAGGGAGAACGGGGAGCCGCGGCCGGGCCUGGGGCCUUGAGGCCCGGGGAGAGCCGCGGAGCGGGACCGGCCGCCGAGAUGCUGCUGCUGCUGCUGGUGCCUCUCUUCCUCCGCCCCCUGGGCGCUGGCGGGGCGCAGACCCCCAACGCCACCUCGGAAGGUUGCCAGAUUAUACAUCCGCCCUGGGAAGGUGGCAUCAGGUACCGUGGCUUGACUCGCGACCAGGUGAAGGCCAUCAACUUCCUGCCUGUGGACUAUGAGAUCGAAUAUGUGUGCCGAGGGGAGCGCGAGGUGGUGGGGCCCAAGGUGCGCAAAUGCCUGGCCAACGGCUCCUGGACGGAUAUGGACACACCCAGCCGCUGUGUCCGAAUCUGCUCCAAGUCUUAUUUGACCCUGGAAAAUGGGAAGGUUUUCCUGACGGGUGGGGACCUCCCAGCUCUGGAUGGAGCCCGGGUGGAGUUCCGAUGUGACCCCGACUUCCAUCUGGUGGGCAGCUCCCGGAGCGUCUGUAGUCAGGGCCAGUGGAGCACCCCCAAGCCCCACUGCCAGGUGAAUCGAACGCCACACUCAGAACGGCGUGCAGUAUACAUCGGGGCGCUGUUUCCCAUGAGCGGGGGCUGGCCGGGGGGCCAGGCCUGCCAGCCCGCGGUGGAGAUGGCGCUGGAGGACGUUAACAGCCGCAGAGACAUCCUGCCGGACUACGAGCUCAAGCUUAUCCACCACGACAGCAAGUGUGACCCAGGGCAAGCCACCAAGUACUUGUACGAACUACUCUACAAUGACCCCAUCAAGAUCAUUCUCAUGCCUGGCUGUAGUUCUGUCUCCACACUUGUAGCUGAGGCUGCCCGGAUGUGGAACCUUAUUGUGCUCUCAUAUGGCUCCAGUUCACCAGCCUUGUCAAACCGACAGCGGUUUCCCACGUUCUUCCGGACGCAUCCAUCCGCCACACUCCACAAUCCCACCCGGGUGAAACUCUUCGAAAAGUGGGGCUGGAAGAAGAUCGCUACCAUCCAACAGACCACCGAGGUCUUCACCUCAACGCUGGAUGACCUGGAGGAGCGAGUGAAAGAGGCUGGGAUCGAGAUCACUUUCCGACAGAGUUUCUUCUCGGAUCCAGCUGUGCCUGUUAAAAACCUGAAGCGUCAAGAUGCUCGAAUCAUCGUGGGACUUUUCUAUGAGACGGAAGCCCGGAAAGUUUUUUGUGAGGUCUAUAAGGAAAGGCUCUUUGGGAAGAAGUACGUCUGGUUCCUCAUCGGGUGGUAUGCUGACAACUGGUUCAAGACCUAUGACCCGUCAAUCAAUUGUACAGUGGAAGAAAUGACCGAGGCGGUGGAGGGCCACAUCACCACGGAGAUUGUCAUGCUGAACCCUGCCAACACCCGAAGCAUUUCCAACAUGACGUCACAGGAAUUUGUGGAGAAACUAACCAAGCGGCUGAAAAGACACCCCGAGGAGACUGGAGGCUUCCAGGAGGCACCACUGGCCUAUGAUGCUAUCUGGGCCUUGGCUUUGGCCUUGAACAAGACGUCUGGAGGAGGUGGUCGUUCCGGCGUGCGCCUGGAGGACUUUAACUACAACAACCAGACCAUUACAGACCAGAUCUACCGGGCCAUGAACUCCUCCUCCUUUGAGGGCGUUUCUGGCCAUGUGGUCUUUGAUGCCAGCGGCUCCCGGAUGGCAUGGACACUUAUCGAGCAGCUACAGGGCGGCAGCUACAAGAAGAUCGGCUACUACGACAGCACCAAGGAUGAUCUUUCCUGGUCCAAAACGGACAAGUGGAUUGGAGGGUCUCCCCCAGCUGACCAGACCUUGGUCAUCAAGACAUUCCGUUUCCUGUCUCAGAAACUCUUUAUCUCCGUCUCAGUUCUCUCCAGCCUGGGCAUUGUUCUUGCUGUUGUCUGUCUGUCCUUUAACAUCUACAACUCCCACGUUCGUUAUAUCCAGAACUCCCAGCCCAACCUGAACAAUCUGACUGCUGUGGGCUGCUCACUGGCACUGGCUGCUGUCUUCCCUCUCGGGCUGGAUGGUUACCACAUAGGGAGAAGCCAGUUCCCGUUUGUCUGCCAGGCCCGCCUUUGGCUCUUGGGCUUGGGCUUUAGUCUGGGCUAUGGCUCUAUGUUCACCAAGAUCUGGUGGGUCCACACAGUCUUCACGAAGAAGGAGGAGAAGAAGGAGUGGAGGAAGACCCUAGAGCCCUGGAAACUCUAUGCCACUGUGGGCCUGCUGGUGGGCAUGGAUGUCCUGACUCUUGCCAUCUGGCAGAUUGUGGACCCCUUGCACCGAACCAUUGAGACUUUUGCCAAGGAGGAACCAAAGGAAGACAUCGAUGUCUCCAUUCUGCCCCAGUUGGAGCACUGCAGCUCCAAGAAGAUGAAUACGUGGCUUGGAGAGCUUUGGUCUUUUGCUGUGAGUAGUGAUGUUCAGCGGAGGGCCACUGUAGGCGGUGACUCACCCAUCUGUGUCUGGCCAGCUCCUGAGAGCAUUUUCUAUGGUUACAAGGGGCUGCUGCUGCUGCUGGGAAUCUUUCUUGCUUACGAAACCAAGAGCGUGUCCACUGAAAAGAUCAAUGACCACAGGGCCGUGGGCAUGGCUAUCUACAAUGUCGCGGUCCUGUGUCUCAUCACUGCUCCUGUGACCAUGAUCCUUUCCAGUCAGCAGGACGCAGCCUUUGCCUUUGCCUCUCUGGCCAUCGUGUUCUCUUCCUACAUCACUCUGGUUGUGCUCUUUGUGCCCAAGAUGCGCAGGCUGAUCACCCGAGGGGAAUGGCAGUCUGAAACGCAGGACACCAUGAAAACAGGAUCAUCCACCAACAACAACGAGGAAGAGAAGUCCCGACUGUUGGAGAAGGAAAACCGAGAACUGGAAAAGAUCAUCGCUGAGAAAGAGGAGCGCGUCUCUGAACUGCGCCAUCAGCUCCAGUCUCGGCAGCAACUCCGCUCACGGCGCCACCCCCCAACACCCCCAGAUCCCUCUGGGGGCCUUCCCAGGGGACCCUCUGAGCCCCCUGACCGGCUUAGCUGUGAUGGGAGUCGAGUACAUUUGCUUUACAAGUGAGGGGGCAUGGAGAAGGAUCAAGCCAGUAGGGGAGGGAAGGGUCUGGGAAGAGGGUGGGGGCCUGGGAGGAGGGUAAGGACUCCUAUCUCCAACCUGGAGAGCACACGCUCCAAUCCCCCUCUUAUAAAUACAUGUCGCUCUGUGCAUCUGGGGUUAUUUGGGUCUCCAGUACUCUGGGAAACAGACUGUUUUCUUUCUCCCCUAUAAUUUUAUAUCUCCACUUCACAGGUUUUGUUUGAACCCUGCUUGGAGUUAUUAUUCACUCAUGGCUCCAGAGGGGCAUCUCAUUUUUCUCCGGUAGCCUGUCUUGUACAGUUACCACAGCAACUCCUGUCAUUUCAGCAGCAGGGGUCUUCCUACACUAGCAGGGCUCUCGCUCUCUCCAUUUUUCAGCCUCAGAAUCUCCUUCCAUUAUUCUUCUCCUUCUACAUGUCUCCAUGGCUUCCUCUCCCAGGGGACUCGUUCUACACACACACACACACACACACACACACACACACACACACACACACACACCCCGCAUCCUGCCCUCUCCUAGGCAGCUGCAUGUCGUCCUGUACAAAUGUGCUCGCUUCUGAGUGCUUUGUGCGGCCGUUCACUUGUGCUGUCUGCAUAAGCUGCGUCUGUGAGUGCACGGUGGUUUGUGGGUGCGUGAAGUGGCAUGCUCCGGUAGGUGUGUAUGAUGCGUUGAGCACGCUACGCUGUCUCCCUCAUGUGCACGCAUUGUGUCUGCUUAUGUUUUACUUGUAUGCCUCUGUGUACUGUGUGUGUGUGUGUGUGCCCACGCGUGCGCCCGUGUGCAUGCGUUCGUGUUGCCCUGACUGGCUGUCUCAGCCUUCUGAGUAAUUGGGAUUCCAGUUGUCUGUCUAGCUCAUGUCCUGUCUUCUUCCAGUAGAGCCGUGAACACCCAACACACACAGUUAAUCGGGCUCCCCCCAGUCCAUGUUUUCUGAGCCAUCCAAAAACUCUCCUUGGCCUUAGGUUCAUCCGCAGAUGUUCCCUCUGUUCUUUGCUCUCGUGCGUCCACCUUCAUUCUCUUCAGUCAUUUCUCAGAUCUGCUGCGUCGUGGUUUCCUUUCCUUCAUUAUCAUCGUCAUUAUUUUUCAGAACUUAAGGGAAAAAGAAAUGGGGACAGGUUGGAGGCUGUUUCCAGUGGAAUAGUGGGUGCGAGUCCUGACCAAAUGAAGGCACGGACAGAUGGACUGACGGGGCGGGAGGCGGCGUCCCUUUCACACUGUGGUGUCUCUUGGGGGGGAAGGAUCUCCCCGAAUCUCAAUAAAGCAGUGAACAGUA